Molecule: messenger RNA, 1596 nt
Organism: Fusarium falciforme
Lineage: Eukaryota; Fungi; Ascomycota; Sordariomycetes; Hypocreales; Nectriaceae
Product: RING-type domain-containing protein
Exons: 1
Coding region: 1-1596 (531 amino acids)
Source: RefSeq, a predicted model, not a curated record
AUGCCACGCAGCACCAUGUCGUCUGCAAACGGGCCAGAGCACUUCUGGCCCAACAUCAAGAACGCCAUCCUGCAGAACCCAGCAGGUCAGCCGCCGAGUCAACGCAUGGAGCCUCAGUGCCCUGUCUGCUUCGAAUCUUUUGACAUCACCACCUUCCACAGGCCAUCGGGGAACGCGCCCAUCUGUGUGGUACUCUUCUGCGGACACGCCAUGUGCAGGGGGUGUCUUAGACAGGCGGAGGAGUCUGGCGUCGGAGGCGAGGAUAAGAAGUGUCCUUGCUGCCGGACGGCGCUGGCCUGCAGCUGCGGCGAAGCGUCCAAGACGUUCACGGUGCCUGACGCCAAGACGAGCCCGGACACCGUGUUUGACGCGCCGCUCACCAAGCCCGAGGACCCCAACGGGGACGUCCAGCCAAAGUGCCACCGCUGCACGGCCUCGGGGGAGUGGCUUAACCGGAUCGACAACGGGGACUGGCCGAGAGAGGCCGAGACCAUUGAGCCCGGAGCCGUGCGGUUCUUUUACGGGGCCGUCGACUCACUCGAGUCUGAGGGCCGGCCCAUAACUCCUGAGUCCGUCUCCAGCGCGUUUGGGAGCGUCACUAACGAUGAGUACCAGAUGUUGACCAGUCGCCGCAAUGACUUUAUGAGUCAGCGAAGAUCGGAGCUCGAGAGCGCAAACCCGUGGUUUGGAGGUCAUCGUGAGGCCGAUGGACUAGACCGUUACAGUUCUUCCAGCCGCCAUCACGAGCGCCGCCGCGAGGUAAACGUCGACUACCGAGCCCCUCUGGAUCCUCCCCGCGCCCGUCACAUCGAGUUUGAGGAGCGCCGUCGCAUGCACGACAGACUGCCAGAGGAGAGAAGCCUUCAGGACCAGCUCAGCGGUCUCACUCUAGGAGGCGAAUCACGUUUUGAUGCCUUUGGAAGGCCUCGGCGUGGUGAUGGGAGAGAUCGUGCCCAACAGCGCUUCGACGAGCCUGGCUUUGACGAGCCUCGACGACGACGAGAUGCCGGUAUGGGUGGCAUGGCCAGCUAUGGCGACUUUGGAGCAGGACGUGAGACUGGCCGUGAUGCCUUCUCUGGUACCCAAUACGGACGGGACACCGGCAACCCAUACUCGGGUCAACGCGGACGGGAGACAGACAACCCAUACUCCGGUCAACGUGGACGGGACACCGGCAAUGGCGCCCCACAGGCACGGAACACCGGCAGCCCUUACGGCGGUGCUCCAUACGGAGGUGAUAUCGGCAGAGAUAGGCGCUUCCCCAACACCCAACGCGAGGCGAACCCUGACCCCUUCUCCAGGACUGAGCGCGGCCGCGAGACGACACGCCCUCAAUACCAAUACGGACGCGAGACAGGCGAAGAUGGCGACAUCAACGCCAAAUUCGAGAACAACCCCGAAGCGCAGGACCUCUUCCGGGAGAGCAUGGAGCGGAUGAGAGCCUACGGCAACCUCACCGAGGAAGAGCUGUCCGACCCUUCCUAUAUCGCAUGGCGCAAACGAGAGGCCGUCAACGAGACUCAGUUGAGGGCACUAGCGGACCGUAAUCGCGCCUACAGAGGCGGAGAUGGGCCUUCGGAGAGGCGGCGAUGGUAA